AUAACUUAUGUCGUGAGGAACCGUUGAGCAUUAGAAGGCACAAUUUUUUAGAUUUUGACGAUUUUUCUUAUCCGCCACUGUGCACGCACGGUUAAAAUGUCCAGUUAAAUAUCUGGUUCGGUUGGAACUGGGCUUUUUGGCCAUGAUGGACGACAAAUGUGAGAGAAAUUUGUAAAAAAUUUCAGGUGAAGAUUUAAGAUGCAGAAAAGUAAUGCUGAUAAACAGGUUGUUCAGAAUUUUCCUGCAACAAGUGAUCAGCAGAAUGUUGCAGUCUUUCCUUCAGUGGUAACAUCUGACAGUGCAUUAAGUACAGAUCAGCCAACUACUGUACUGUCUGGGGGAUUGUAUCCUACCACAGUCACCUUCACCUUACCAAGGAAUAGCUCAACUACAGAUAAGCCAUUACUAAUCUCUAAUGCAUCUCUGUCUAAUACCCGUUUGGUGUCACCUCAAACUAUAAAUCUGAUUCACCAAUUGCCAACAGGUAUUGUUGGCUUAUCGACAGUGUCUGCACCAGGUGUGCAAUUCUUGCAGACUUCAGGCACCCCUCUCACAUUUGUUACAUCAAAUCCCGGGACUGCUGCUGCUAUUGAACAACAGCAAACAGCUAGGCUUCUUCAACAUAAGCUUCAGUCUGGCUCAGUGUCAAGCAGUGGCAGUACUAUCCAUCACUUGGCCACAGCAAGUCCUGCCAACCAUGUUUCCAACCAGAAUACUAAACAGAAUUUAAGUAUGAGUGCCUUGCAACAGUCACCCACUGGUGCAGGUCAGAAAAGAAAUAAUUCUGUCGCUGGUGCUAUGAUGAUAGCAACAUCUUUACCAUCUUCAAAUUCAAACACCAAUAUAGUAACGAUGAGUAGUGAUUUAAAACUAUUCACCUUGCCACAGCGGUCAGAUUCACCCACCUCAACAGGACCUUCUCCCAAAAAAAUUAAACUUGAACAGAAGCCUGCUCCUAAUAAAGAAGUAGAUGAAUUUAGGUCCUCUGUUUGCUCACACAAAAGGCGUCUUAUGCAAGAAAUAAAAGGAAGGUACAGGGAGCACUUAACAGAACUUUUUUAUUUACAAGGUGGGGGAAAUAUAACAGAGUUCCAUACAUGGAAAAAGCGGCCAACUCAGCCUUUGCUUAACUUUCUAGAGGGUAGCAAACUUGAUAGUGAUGAUGAUGAUGAGUUGUUAGAGAAGAGAAUCAAUGACGAGGUUAAGGUGCUGACCAGUGUAGGCAGUAAUGUUCCACUAGCCACCCCAGUGGCCAUAUCCACUACGCUUCCACCAUCAGUAUCAGCCUUGAAUCAGCAAGCUGUAAAUUCAUCAACAACAGCUGUGAAUCUGGCCAGCACAUCAUUACCAAUGACUUCAUCUUCAGAGCUUCAGCAUCAUUUGACUAAAAUGAUUGAUAUAAAACCAAGUGCACAGAUAUUGAAGUCUGGUAUUUCAUCGGGGCAAUCACUAUCUGCAAAGAACCAGAAAACUACAAGUGUAUCACCAAGUAGGUCCAGACAACAGUCUAUAUCUUCUGUUUACGAAAGUGUUACGGGGGGAUCUCAAGAUGUCAUAGUAGAAAGAGCCAAACAGGAAGCACAAGUAUUGCAGCGAGUAAAUGAACUGAGGAAAGAAGGUCUUUGGUCUGCUAAAAGGCUGCCAAGGGUUCAAGAGCCACCACGACAAAAGGCUCACUGGGAUUAUUUAUUGGAAGAAAUGACAUGGUUAGCUGCAGAUUUUAUUCAGGAAAGGAAAUGGAAGAAGGCUGCAUCCAAAAAGCUUGCAAGGAUGGUUUCAAAUCACUUCAGGGAACAAGAACAAAAAGAAAUGAGGGCAGAGAAAGAAGAGGCCAUCAAACUUAAAAAAAUAGCUAGCCAGAUGGCAAAGAUGGUUAAAGAGUUUUGGACAAAUAUAGAGAAGGUUGUACAAUACAAACAGACCCAGAGGCUUGAAGAAAAGAAAAAAAAAGCACUUGAUCUCCAUCUUAGUUUUAUUGUUGACCAAACUGAGAAAUAUUCAUCUUGGUUAACGGAAGGUUUACAGAAAGCUGAAGGUAGCAGAACAUCCUCAGAUGUAGAGUUUUCAAUUGACAGUGGGGAUGAAUUUCAACCAGUUGGUACAGCUAGUGAUGAUGAGGAAACAAUUGAAAGAGAAGAAAUAGAAUCUGGCUUAGAUGAAAAUGCUACUAAGAGGGAAGUUGAAGAACUGCAAAAAGAGAGUGAACUACCAUUGGAAGAGCUUUUGAAAACUUUACCUAAGGAGAUGCUAGAUGAGCCAUCAAGUCAAAUUCCUUUUGAUUAUGAAAGUAGUGAAGAGUCUAUUGGUUCUAAGGAGCAAGACACUGAUUUCAAUAUUGAAGAUGAAGAUGAAGACGAUGUAGAAGAAACAAUUGAAGAACAAGAAACUCAUGAGAAGAAAGAUUAUACUGUUGAAUUGGAUGAUCUGAAAGCUGAAGGUGAAAUGAGUGUUGAAGAACUACUUAAAAAAUAUUCUGGUGCAUAUGAAGAAGAUUUGAAAGUUCCAGAGGAAUCAUCAGAAGAUGAAGAAAGUAGUGGAGAUAGUGAUGAGGAUAUUACAGAGUCUGAAAAGGAGUCCUCAGCUGAAGAGGAAGAAGAAAUGGUACAAGAGAAAGCUAAUGAAAAUGAAGACCCUGUAAAGAAGGAAGAUUUUGGUUUAGAAUUUUUAGUAAAGGAGGAAGAAAAAACUCAGGCUAUUGAAUGCAGUACUGAAGGUCCUGGGAAAGAGUUUAAUGAUAUUGCAGCUGCUGCCCAAAGCUUACAGCCCAAAGGCUACACACUGGAAACAACAGAGGUGAAAACUAAAGUGCCUUUUUUGUUGAAACAUACAUUGAGAGAAUAUCAGCAUGUUGGCUUGGACUGGUUAGCUACCAUGCAUGAUAAAAGGUUGAAUGGAAUUCUAGCUGAUGAAAUGGGAUUAGGAAAAACUAUUCAAACCAUUGCUAUGUUAGCACAUUUAGCCUGUGACAAAGGGAUUUGGGGACCACAUCUUAUUGUUGUACCUACUAGUGUUAUGUUGAAUUGGGAAAUGGAGUUCAAGAAAUGGUGUCCAGCUUUUAAAAUUCUUACAUACUAUGGCAGUAUUAAAGAAAGAAAGCUCAAAAGACAGGGCUGGACGAAAACAAAUGCAUUCCAUGUAUGUAUUACCUCUUAUAAACUUGUGGUUCAGGAUCAUCAAGCAUUCCGGAGAAAAAAAUGGAAAUAUUUUAUAUUAGAUGAGGCCCAAAACAUAAAAAAUUUCAAGUCACAGCGCUGGCAAAUGCUGCUCAAUUUUUCAAGUCAGCGGCGUCUGUUGUUAACAGGAACUCCACUUCAAAAUUCGCUCAUGGAAUUGUGGUCAUUAAUGCAUUUUCUUAUGCCUAAUGUGUUCCAGUCCCAUUCUGAAUUCAAAGAAUGGUUUUCAAAUCCUCUUACUGGAAUGAUUGAGGGUAGUCAAGAAUAUAAUGAGAGUCUGGUGCGACGCUUGCACAAGGUUUUGAGGCCUUUUCUUCUAAGACGUUUAAAAAAUGAAGUAGAGAAGCAGAUGCCUCAGAAGUUUGAGCAUGUUGUCAUGUGUAGAUUAUCUAAGAGACAAAGAUUUCUUUAUGAUGAUUUCAUGUCACAGACAAAGACUAAAGAAACAUUAGCUACUGGUCAUUUUAUGAGUGUUAUAAACAUACUAAUGCAACUAAGGAAGGUAUGUAAUCAUCCAGAUCUGUUCGAUCCUCGACCUAUUGUCUCACCAUUUAAGAUGGAAGGUAUUGUUUACAGUACAGCAUCUUUAGUCACAAGAAUUUUGGAGUAUGAUCCAUUACGGGAUAUCGAUUUAUAUUCGCUGUACCCUAACUUGGCAGAAAUGGAAUGUGAUCUUCCAGCAUUUGUUGCUCAAAGGGUAAAACAGCUAAAAGCCACUGGAAAAAUGAUACAAGAAGUUGACAAUCUGGCUGAUCCCCCAACUCGUCUACCACUUGGAACUUUAAAAAACAUUAAAACAUUUCCUUCUUUGGCCCCACAGAUGGCUAGACUUUCAACAACAAUCACAUCUGCUAGCACACUGUCAGAUACUGCAUCUCCAGCUAAGACAGCAAUCACAACAGUGCAAUCAACUCCUACAACUGUUAAUAGUAUAAAGCUGCUGUUACCACCAUCUUCAUCCUCAACUCAACAAACUAUUUUGAUACCUAAUCCAAAUGGAUCAGGCCCUCCUAUCAUCUUGCCAUUGUCUUCCAUUUCAUCAUCAUCCACAUCUGCAGCUAUUGCCCAGGCAAAAUUAAUUUCUUCUCAGCUGCAAAGUGGUGUUCUGCAACUUGUGCAAACAUCAACAGGCCAUCAAAUUCUUACAACAGCCAGCAUUACCUCUUCUUCAUCACUUUCUUCAGUAACCACAACUUCAGCAUUAUCUUCAACACCUUUGUCCACCACAAGUAAUACUAAUGUUUCUCUAUUGAAGCUGUCAACAGUUCAUUCACAACAGAAACCAGUUAUGAGAGUGUCACCAUUUGUUAUAUCUGCUGGUGAUGUUAAACCUUUAAGCCCUCUCAAUCCUCCUCAAACAGCUGUGAUUCCUAGCACUAAUCUCAAAACAGAUAGUCAACCCAUAAAACUAGUACCCAAAAAGCCAAUGAAAAAGUCUGAACUUUUCUUGGAAUCCUUGUAUCGCAAAAAAGAGGAACGUAGGCAACAUAUUUUAGCUCUCAUGUCAAGAUUGAAUCAAUCAAGAUGUGAUAGAUUUCCAGUUUAUGGACCAGACACACACGACACUGUAAACUGUGUGAAAAGCCUAGAUGCUGGAAAUUGCUCUACACCUCACCCAUCUAGUUGUGUGACCAAUUUGGCAUGUGAUGUUUGGCGAAAGCAUGGAUAUGUUGAUUGCUUAUUUGCACAGAAUCGUUUAAUAAAUCACAAUUAUCCUGAUGUUUUUUGGAGAGAAUGUUCACAUUUAAAGCAAAUAGUUAAUUCUCCUGAAGAAUGGCUUUCAGAAUUGACAGAUGUUCUUUCAAGGUUUGUUUUUGUGACACCGACUGUGAUCUCCCCUGCUGUGUCCCUGAGAGUUUCUUGUCCAGAUCCAUCACAUUUAUCAAAGAUGAACUGGAUGGAAGCAAAACUUAGACCAGUUAUAGUUGAAAAGUCUGCCAAUUUACAUCCCAUUCAAUCAAGGACAAUGGUUACAUUCCCAGAGCUUAGGCUUAUUCAAUAUGAUUGCGGAAAACUGCAGACAUUAGAUCUUUUGCUACGACAGUUAAAAUCUGGUCAACAUCGUGUUCUAAUAUUUACUCAGAUGACGAAAAUGCUAGAUGUUUUAGAAUCAUUUCUUAAUUUUCAUGGACAUAGAUAUUUGAGGCUUGAUGGAACUACAAAAGUGGAACAAAGACAGUAUCUUAUGGACCGCUUCAAUGCAGAUCCUCGCAUAUUCUGCUUCAUACUUUCCACUAGAUCUGGAGGAAUAGGUGUUAAUCUUACUGGUGCAGAUACAGUAGUAUUUUAUGACAGUGAUUGGAAUCCAACUAUGGAUGCUCAAGCUCAAGACAGAUGUCAUAGGAUUGGUCAGACAAGAGAUGUUCACAUUUACAGACUUGUUAGUGAAAUGACAGUAGAAGAAAAUAUUCUCAAGAAAGCAAAUCAAAAAAGAUUACUUGGGGAUUUGGCUAUUGAGGGAGGAAAUUUCACAACAGCAUUUUUCAAAGAGCAAACAAUAACUGACCUGUUUGCUGAACCUUCUGGUCUUGAAUCACUUGUUGAAGAUAAAGAAAGAGAAAAGGAAGCAAAGGAGAAAGACAGAGAGGCAAAGCUAGCUGCUUUAAAACAAGAAAGGGAAAAUGAGGAAAAACGUGAAAGGGAAGAAAGCAAAAAAGAAGCAGCCAUGUUAUCACAGUUUGAGCAGGCGCUGUGCAAAGCAGAGGAUGAGACGGAUGCACUUGCUGCCACUCAAGUCCAAGCAGAACAAAAAGCUGAAUUGGCUGAAUUUGAUGAAAACAUUCCAUGGGAUGAGAGAGAAGCUGACAUUAGAAAAGAAGAGGAAGAAGUAUCUAGGGUUGAGAUUGAACUGGCAAUGAUAGACAAAGAGCUAACACCAAUAGAACGUUACGCUGUAACAGUUAUGGAAGCUCAGAUGGAACCAGAGACCGCAGAAGAGCUAAAAAUAGCUGAGGAAGAUAUUGAGAAUUCUAAGAAGGACUGGGAGUUGGCGAGGUUGAAAGCUUUGAAAGAAGAAGAGGAAAGAAGAGCAGAAUUAGAAGAAGAUGAAAUGCUCUACAUCUACUCUAAGGAUGAGUCACAGAUGUUCGUCUCUGGUUUUGAUGGAGCUGAAAUGCCCAUGUGGUGUCCUCCAACUCCCCCACAAGAUGAUAAUGAUAUUUACAUGGAUGAGACCUUAUCAUUCUUAUAUGAGCCACGUGUCAUGCCAGAACAAACAUUGCCACCUGUUUAUGUGCCCAAAGCACACAAGAAACCAAAGACAGAAGCAAUCACUACUCGCAAACAGAAACAGCGUAAAGAAGAACAGCCUAGAGUACCGAGAUCUUUAUUUGAUAAACCAAAAGAAGUGGUCAUGAAGCAAAGAAGAGAUGCCAAGAUGCAGAGAUUAAGACAAAAUUUGCAACUGUACUUUCAUUUAAUAUUCACCAAGCAGGUAUCAACAAAAAUAAUGCCAGGCAGGGCACCUUUGGGUCAGCAGCAACAGCAGCAACAACCACCCCCUCCCACUCCCGUUGUUGCCAAACCAGAACCAGAUCCCAAUUAUCCAGAAUGGCUGGUUCAUGAAGAAUGGGCACUGUUAGAGGCUGUGCAACACAUACAAAAGCUGAACCCUGACUUGCUGAUUGACAAUCCAGCACAAAUAGUGAAUUGGGAUUUUGUUUCUGACUUUGUCAGUGUGGUAGGCCGUAUUUUCCGUGCAGCUAAACAUUGCAGAUACCAAUAUGAGUAUGUUGUGUUACCACGAGAAGAUGGCAAGAUACUCUACAAUUUAAAACAGAAGAAAACACCCAAAAGUAUUUAUAAGUCAAAAAAUACAAGACCACUGAGGACUGAACAGCUGUACUCACAAGAAGGCUUGAAAAACUUUUCUCAGCUGUUUGACAUUCGCUUUGCUGCUAUGACAGAAAUUGGUACUAAAAGACCAGCUGCCAUGAGACAAACCAUAGUUAACCCAGCAGCAAAACCAACCAAGCAUGCAGCCAUAUUGGCAGAUAAUGGUAUCAACUAUGACAGCCCCAUGUUGCCUAGUCAACUUGCAGCAAAACGUGCAGAGAGAAUAGCCCUGGAUAAAAAGAAGCAGCAACAAGCAGCAGCAGCACAAGCACAGGCUGCUUCAGCAAAUGCUGCAGCUCAAGAUGCAACAGUUGCUGCUCAGAGGCCAGUCCAAGCUGCCAUUGUUGCCACUGGGGUAACUCCAGCAAUCCAGGGUCAGCAACUCUCAUCCAUUGUUUCUGUUACACCAACUACAAUUAUAGCAGGUCAAGUUCCAAAAGUUGCUACAGUUGGUCCAGGUUUGACAGCUGUUUCUAUCGCCAGAACACUUGGGGCUGCUGCUGGUAACAUCAUUGUCAAUGCAGGAUUGCAAUCUGGCCCUUUUGCUGCGAUCAACAAACGGAUGUCUCAAGCCUCUUUACCAUCUACUAUUGCUGUUUCUGCAAAUCUAACUCCAACAAUUCGUGGGCAGCGGCCAGCAGUGGCAGGUACACCUACCAUAACCAUGCAAGAUCUAGGUGUAACAGGUGUCACUUCAACAGCAGUCACAGUGGCAGCUCAGGCUGCAGCUGCUAGGUCUGCCCUGCAGACUACUGUAGCCUCAAGCUUGGCUGCUGGUCAGAAACUGGCUGCAUUAACUGCUACUGCUACAACUCUUCAGCCUCAACUUGUUCAGACCCGCAAUUUAACCCCUCAACAAAUAAACAUAUUGCGCCAACAAAAUCAGUCUAUCAUUCGUGCUCAGGCAGCAACAGGCACACAGCAAAUACGUGGCCAGAAGUUACUGACCACUGACCAACUCAGAGCACAGCAAAUUAAACAACAUCCUAAAGUUAUUACACAACAGUUAUUAGUACCAUUUAGAGGACACUCUAUCCUGUCAAAGCAAGGGCUAUUGCGUGCAACUGCGACCAUACCUAAAAUGACAGAUGAGCAGCUUCAAGCUCUCAGAAUGAGGACACAAAUACAAACUCAGCAAGGAAAACAGUCUACAUCUUAUUCCUUGUUCCAGCUUCAAACAGCCCAAAUUGUGCAAGGUCAGGUGGCUACCAUUAACCCAACAGGUGCAAGUCCAUCACAAACACCUGUUGCUUUAGUCAAGUCGGUGUCAGCAUCUCCUGCUGUCACUGUUCCUGUGACUAUUCCUGUCACUGCCAUUAAUGUGGCCACCCAAAGAACUGUAGUUGCUGCAUCCCGAGCAACAACAGUCAGUCAGAUUCAGCAACAACGCAUGCAGCUUCUUCAACAACAACAGCGCAAAGUUGGUGCCCAGCAAAAAGUAGCAGGAUUAGCUACUGGGAAACCAGGGCAGCAAAUACCUUUACUGAUCAACCAACAUACAAAGUUGAAUACUGUCCUGGCUGGCAACCAAAUCCUCCAUCAAAUUGGUCUUGUAAACAAGCAGCUCAUAACUCAUGGCGCACAACCUACUAUAAUAACACAGGUGUCUCAAGCUGGGGGCCAGCCCAUACAGCAAGUUGUAGCCAAGGUUUCACUCCAGUCUGGUAAUCAGACCAUUGCUGCUGGUACACCUAUAACAGUCACUCAUGUUAGCUCCACUGGUAACUUGGGUCUAGCUGGCCAAGGUGCUGUUAAAACUGCAACAAUCACUUCUCUUGAUGGCGGAACUUCAGGAAUUCAGGUCCAUUCAGUUCAACCUGGACAGAAAUCUGUUUCUGGCUUGCCUCAGAACAUACAGACAGUACAGGUGCAACAGGUCACGAGUGCACAAGGAACAUCAUAUUUACAGGUGACUCCUAGCACUGUCCAAUCACAGUCCACAUCACAACAGCCUCAACAACAAACUACAGUGACAUUGCCUGCAAGUCUUGUUGCUGCAACUCUUAGACCCACCGCAACAACUCUACCAUCAACCUCUCGGUCUCAGACACCCACACAAAUCAGCCUUGUCCCUGCCUCCACACCAACUUCAGUAACAGCAACUAUUUCAGCAGUUCAGGUUCAAGCUGCCACACCAGCAAUUGAUGUGACAUCCUCAACCCAAGUCAUUGCCCAAAAUGUGCCUACUCCUGCUGCUAUGGCAACAGUUGUUACACAAACUAGUCAGCCAGACUCUGCACAAGGGGCAGCUCAGAAAGCAUCACCCUAUGCCAUGAGGACUAGAAACACAAAACAUUAAGCCACAUUUUCUUGUAAAUAUCAUUGGGACCAAAUGGAAGUUGCAAAUUUAUGUCACCCACAUCUUUAGAAUGUUGUAUAAACUUGUAUAUAUUGUACUCUCUGCGUAAUAGUAGACAUCAAUGUUAUAUAAUCAGCAAUUAUUUGCUAGUUUGAAUGUUAUGUAAGCAAAUUGAAAUGUAUCACUUGUACCUUUUGAACUCAGUUGUAUGUUGUUUUUAUUAAUAAAUAAAUUGUUAAAUUU
Physella acuta is the source of this 9549-nucleotide messenger RNA. RefSeq names its product helicase domino. Gene Ontology annotation, cellular component: Swr1 complex. The record is from RefSeq and is a predicted model, not a curated record. Gene Ontology annotation, biological process: chromatin remodeling. Gene Ontology annotation, molecular function: histone binding; ATP binding; ATP hydrolysis activity. Lineage: Eukaryota; Metazoa; Mollusca; Gastropoda; Physidae.